CAUGGCCGCAAUGUCACCUUGGAUUUGUCCUUCAAUAGAUUUUCUACUCUAACCAAUGCUAUAGCUACAUUUGAAAAUUUGACAGAUGUGUCGGUUGUGACAUCCAUGAUUCUCAAUCACAAUUACAUUACAAAGAUAGAAAACGAAACCUUUUAUGAAUUUACAAACUUGUGUAGUUUGGACAUUUCAUAUUGUCACCUUACGAACAAUUGCAUAGAAGCAGGUGCCUUCUCUCGAUUGCCAAUCAAGUGCCUAAACAUUGAUCAUAAUGAUUUUAAAAAUGAACACAUGUACCCGGAUGUUGCACUUUCUGCACUUCAGUCUUUGCGUAGCCUGGAUAUAGACAUUUUUGAAAGUUUUAAAUUUACGACACCAUUUGAAAACCUAACAAAUUUGUCUGAAAUAAAGUUUAAUAUUCAAAGUGAUUUCACUUUAUCAAAUACGUCAUUUUUAGGACUCAAAAGCUCUAAAAUCCGACAACUUAAUCUAAAUUUUGCAAAUUAUGUGUAUUGUGAUGUUACCGAGGAUCUGUUUUGCUCCUUUCCCUUUCUUACAGAUGUCUUCAUUAAUUUCGGCGGAAAAUGUGACGUGACUUCAGCAUUACGCUCUCUAAAAUGUCUUCAACAUCGAAAUAUAAAUAACAUUACACUUUAUAAAAACAAGAAGAAAAUUGAAACAAGUGUGAUAAUUCUAAAUGAUACUUUACUUGAGUACGUUGUCAAUAUCUGCAUUCGAAAAUUGUUUUUGAUUGAAAACAGCAUUGCAUCUAUAACAAAGAAUAUUCAUAACACAACAUUAUGGAACUGUUUAGAGGAAUUGGAUUUAAGCAAAAACGAUUUGCAUGUUAUGGAUUUUUCAGUAGUUGAAACCCGGUUCUCUGCACCUAAAUUGAAAUAUCUGAAUUUGUUGAUGUUCACGCCGAUUUAUUCCAGUCGUCUUUAG
Molecule: messenger RNA, 942 nt
Organism: Saccostrea cuccullata (small rock oyster)
Lineage: Eukaryota; Metazoa; Mollusca; Bivalvia; Ostreida; Ostreidae
Exons: 1
Molecular function (GO): protein binding
Source: RefSeq, a predicted model, not a curated record